This is a messenger RNA of Anopheles marshallii, 861 nucleotides long. RefSeq lists its product as uncharacterized. Bases 1 to 861 code for a protein of 286 amino acids. Lineage: Eukaryota; Metazoa; Arthropoda; Insecta; Diptera; Culicidae. The record is from RefSeq and is a predicted model, not a curated record. The transcript has 2 exons.
AUGUUUGCCCUUUGGUACUUCUCGUUAGCGAUGGACGAGCUGAGAAAACGCAUACCAAUUCUGGACAGAAUUUUUGCGUUUUUCACUGGUAAAAAUCGAACCGUACAAGCGCUACCGGAAUCGACGACUUCUGAUGAACCAAAAACGAAAGCACCGGAAGCAAAGGUAUCGGACAAGCUGACAGCGGUAGAACCGACCAAACCUACCCCGGAACAGAAGCCCGUUCAGCCAGCACGACCUCCGGUGGUGGAACCGGUUAAGCCAGUAGUGCCCAAACCGGAACCACCGAAGACUACCGUGCCCACGACGCCAGAAGCACCGUCCGUUCCGGCGUCAGUGAACAAACCCGCACCGGUGGUACCAGCUCCAGUAAAGCCAGCACCUCCGGUUGAACCUACCAAAGUGCCUGAACCCGUAAAGCCCGCCCCAACAAUUACCAAACCAUCCCCACCAACAGUGGAGCAGGAGGUUAAACCGAAGGAUCUUCCGAAACCGGAACCAGCGGCAACUGAAGUAUCGAAACCGGCUCCUGCCCCAGCCCCCAAAGAGCCCACAUCCGUACCGACCCCUGCUCCCGCAUCCACACCCGCACCGGCUAGACUUGUGAAGGAAAAGAAAGAACUACCCUCCCCGACCCCGAAACCGGCGGCAGCCCCAGCAGCAGUUGAGGCCCCGACCCUGCCAUCCAACAACGAGGACAGCUUCAUCAUCGUAGAGCAGCAGAAACCGGCCAACAAAGCGGGCCAGAAACCAAAGGUUGACGUUAAAAAUUCAACCAUGGACUUCCUGCAGGGCGAGAGUGGUCGCAGUGCACCUGCCAGCGCCGUCGCACCACCAUCGUCCAUUUCUGCCGACAGGUAA